This is a messenger RNA of Exophiala oligosperma, 675 nucleotides long. RefSeq lists its product as uncharacterized. Lineage: Eukaryota; Fungi; Ascomycota; Eurotiomycetes; Chaetothyriales; Herpotrichiellaceae. The transcript is spliced from 2 exons. The record is from RefSeq and is a predicted model, not a curated record. The coding region runs from base 1 to 675 and encodes 224 amino acids.
AUGUCAUGUCCACCGACUUACCAUCAGGGGCUUCGAGGGGUAUGGUUUAGGCCGUACAUUGAGAUGGCCAUCGCUAAAGGUACCAUCUUCACACCGAGCGUUGAGGAAGAUGAAGGGAUCGUGACUUGGAGAGUCCCAUUGGGAAAUGACGGAGGUGUCGUUCACGUGUCCUUGGACGAUUGUGAAUUUUAUGGACGAUGGCUUUUUGAUCAUCCGGAAAGAUCAAACGGUAUGGACCUGGAGGUGGCCAUUGAUCAUAUCAACUACGAUGAUUUGGCCAAAGCCUUUGAAAAGGUCACUGGUCACCCGGCAAGAUAUAUCGAAACCGACCUGGACACUUACUGGAAGAGUGGAAACACGGCUAGAGCGGCCAACACCACGAGUGGUUACAAUGCUGAUCCCAAAGAUCCUGCGGCCAUGACAUUUCGACAGAAUUUUACAGGAUUCUUCAACAUGUGGAAAUAUUCAGGUCGCAAUCAAGGUGUGAUCCGUCGGGAUUAUAAAUUGUUGGACGAGAUUCAUCCCAACAGAAUCAAAAGUGCAGAACAGUUUUUCAGGAUCGAAGAUGCUCGAGGACAAACGGCGGGAAUGGGGAGUCUCUGGGAUCGUAUCCAGCCAGAGAAUCUUCGACCUGUUCUCAAGCUUGUAGAAGAUGGAAGGAAAGGAAAGUUGUAG